Linderina pennispora is the source of this 1153-nucleotide messenger RNA. RefSeq lists its product as uncharacterized. Gene Ontology annotation, molecular function: zinc ion binding; sequence-specific DNA binding. The record is from RefSeq and is a predicted model, not a curated record. NCBI's taxonomy places the organism in Eukaryota, Fungi, Kickxellomycota, Kickxellomycetes, Kickxellales, Kickxellaceae. Gene Ontology annotation, biological process: regulation of DNA-templated transcription. The coding region runs from base 11 to 925 and encodes 304 amino acids. The transcript is spliced from 7 exons.
GUCGGACUUUAUGUCGCUUGGGCCGUCGAGCUUCCUGUCGAGCGGGUUUGAUCUGGAUCCGCCGCAGAUCGAGAUCACGCUGGACGAUAUCUUCUCGGCCAACAACGCAGCGGACUGGUCGCAGUUUGGGAUUUUCCUGCACAACACACACCGGCCCAAGUCGCUGCGGUCAAAUGCGCAGCGCAAGGAUGGCGAGGAGGAGGAUGUGCCCAAGACCGAAUGCACAAACUGCAAGACCACGACCACGCCACUGUGGCGCCGCGACGAGCAAGGGCAAUCCGCUUUGCACAAGGAAAGCCGCCCGAUAGCCCUCAAGACCGACCGCUUCGACGCAGCCACGGCUCCAGCCCCUCGCAAGCGGCAGGACCGCCGCAAGCAAAAGAAUGGCGAAAUGACCGGCCUGCUGGGCGUGCUGCCGCAGCUGCCUACCCAGCCCAGCAUUGCUGGCACGCCGAUGGCGCCCUCAUACACAGCUAAUGGCACUCAGCUGCUGAACAGCGCCGAUGUAAGCAGCUCUGGCGGCAGCUCCGGCAGCUACACGCAGCAGGUGCAGCCGCCGGUGACGCAGCCGGUGGACUUCCGGCGACACAGCACGGCGCUGCCGGAGUUGCCUAGCAUGGCCAGUACGUCGCGCCAACCAAUGGAUGUGCCGCACCGCGCGUCGCUCAGCAGCUACGAUGCAGCUGCCGUUGCUGCCUCGGCCGCCGUCGGCAGUCCUAUGGGCGGCGGGCGGGCGCUGGGCGGCUCGAUCAACAUCCCGAUGUCGCCGCAGCCCGUGGCUCGUGGCGAGUCGUCCCCCGGCGGCUCGCAUGCGCUGCCGCCGCUGGCAAAUGGUCUGCAGCAGGGGACGCGGUAUCCGGCGCAUGGGUUUGGCAGCAGCGAUGGCGUUCCCAUGCAUACGCCACUGUCGGCUGGCGGCAGGUAAGCAGCAUCUGGAUGCGGGGUCGCGGCAGCUGCCGUCGCUGUCCGAGCUGGCCAGAACAAGCACUGGCGAUGGUUCAUACCAGCAGCAGCACCAGCAGCAGCAACAGCAGCAACAACAGCAGCAGCGAUACAUUUCCCCCCACUCUGUAAAUUCAGGAGCCCCGCACCGACCCUAGCUUUCCAGAUCUUUAAGCCAUUUAGGCAUUUAAAAUAAAAUAGUUGUUCAGAA